Messenger RNA from Apus apus (common swift), 633 nucleotides. RefSeq names its product regenerating family member 4 (gene REG4). The transcript is spliced from 6 exons. The coding region runs from base 102 to 590 and encodes 162 amino acids. Lineage: Eukaryota; Metazoa; Chordata; Aves; Apodiformes; Apodidae. The record is from RefSeq and is a predicted model, not a curated record.
GCACUGAGCUAUAAAGGGGCAGCUCCUCUCCUGGCAACCCACAAGAAGCCGUUAUUCCUCCUGAUCGCCAGACAGCAGGUAACACGUCCAGAGUGAGGAGGAUGGUGGCAGCAGCCAAACUUGCCCUCCUGCUGCUGGGCUGCGCGGGGCUCCUGUGGCCGGCCGGUGCCCAGUACAUAGACUACUGCCCCAAGGGCUGGUCCUACUACAAACUCAGCUGCUUGAAGUACUUCUCUCAUCCCCAGACCUGGGACGAGGCUGAGAGGCAGUGCCAGGCCAGCCACCCAGGUGCCCACCUGGCUUGGGUGCAGGACCCCCAUGAGGCAGUCACCCUGCGCAAGCUCAUCUCCUACUACCAGCGAGUGCAGCCUGUCUGGAUUGGUCUCCGUUAUGGGCUCCAGAGCCGGACCUGGCAGUGGCCGUCUGGGGACAAGUACAAUGCCAGCAGUGGGCUGGCUGGGAAUGGUGCCCAUGGGGGGACCUGCGGCAUGCUGACCCACCACAGCGCCUUCACCGUGUGGUUCAGCGCCAACUGCGCCCAGAAGCAUCACUAUGUCUGCAAGUUCACCCCUACACUGAGCACAGCCUGAGGGGGACCCCAAGGAGGACAGCACACCGAUCAUGGUCCUUCCU